AUGUCGUGAAACUCGAAUACAUUCUGUUUUAAUUUAUGCAAUUGAUUCAUUGAUCAAUCUGAAACACAGUAGUGAACUUUGGAAUUUAAAUGUUUAAAAUACUUUCUCUAGCUAAGAUCACAGCUGUUUCUGCUUAUUAAUCUCUGGCAUUUGUGGAUAACAAACCUCCAGUCGAGGAUGCAUUGAUGAUAGAGAGUGCUGCCACAACUGAAUUAGUUGUAUAUGAAAGAGAGGGGAAUGUAGAAGAACCACAUGUAGGGAUGGAAUUUGAAUCCGAAGAAGCUGCCAAGAUAUAUUAUGAUGCAUAUGCUGCUCGUAUGGGCUUUGUCAUGCGUUUUGAUGCAUUUCGCCGUUCACUGCGGGAUGGAAAGGUUAUUUGCCGUCGACUUGUAUGUAAUAAGGAGGGAUUCCGCAGAGCCAGAUCAAGGCAGAGUGAGAGUAGAAAGCCUCGAGCAAUCACACGGGAAGGGUGCAAGGCAAUGAUUACGGUGAAGAGGGAGAAGACAGGAAAAUGGGUCGUUUCAAGGUUUGUCAAGGAUCAUAAUCAUCCACUGGUUGUUUCUGGAAACAGUCGUCGGAGCUUGCUUCUUUCUCAAACACCGGAUGAAAAAGAUAAGAAGAUUAGGGAAUUAUACACUGAGCUGCAACGUGAGAGAAAGCAAUAUGCAGCUUAUCAAGAACAGCUUGAUAUGAUUUUGAAAGACAUUGAGGAACACACACAACACCUAUCAAGAAGCAUAAAAAAUAUAGUUCAGAGUGUUGGGGAUGUUGAAUCUAAGAGGCAAGGGCUUUCACAGAGCUGACCACCACUAACUUGUUUUGUGCCAUUGUCUUCUUUUGCUCAAUGUAUCAAGUUUCAGGUAUGCCCAUGGUUCCUUCUCCAUAUUGUAUUUUAACAGUACAUAAAGCAACAAUCUACAAUCGA
This is a messenger RNA of Telopea speciosissima, 925 nucleotides long. Its product is annotated as protein FAR1-RELATED SEQUENCE 5-like. The record is from RefSeq and is a predicted model, not a curated record. The coding region runs from base 186 to 803 and encodes 205 amino acids. The transcript is spliced from 3 exons. NCBI's taxonomy places the organism in Eukaryota, Viridiplantae, Streptophyta, Magnoliopsida, Proteales, Proteaceae.